AUGUGGACUGUCCUGAGCACCUUGCUACUUCUUUGGGCCAUCGUCAUAGCCUCGGAAUCCACUGUGGACUUUAUCAGGAGCGUGGCCAAGUCGUCUUCGCUGGAGCUGCUGAUAAUCCGCUAUGACUACUGUCCAGAUUCCUGGCUGCCUGAACUCUACGCAUUCAAUUCGCUUACAGUGGUGCUGCAAUCAGCCAGAAGCGCUCAGCCGCAGCAUGAGGAGUUUUCCCGUGCACUGCACGUUGUGUGCCUACCCGGGAAUGGGCUGCACGAGGAGGAGCUGCUGCUGCAAGCACUAGCAACUUCGCUGGAGAAUAGACGCAACGAGAAAUGUCUUCUAUAUCUAGCGAAUAGAUUGGCCAAUCCCGCUGCAAUGGACCAAAUGCUGCGACGCUGCUACGAACUGAAAAUGCUGAACGUGGUUGGACUGAUGGCCGUCGAUGUGCAGCGUUUCUACUACCGCUACCAUCCCUAUCCCGAGUUCAGGGUAGAGCGGCGCACCCUGCAAGCGUCGCAUAUCUUCGAGGCGCUCUUCCCCAAUAUGCAGGGAGAGCCGCUGAUUGUAAUGCCAGACCAAUGGCAUCCACGCUCCGUUGUCUAUGUGGACAGAUGCACGGGGAAGAAGGUUCUGGCCGGAUCGGUUGGUCGAUUUGCACGCACCUUGGUCUGGAAACUGAACGCAACCCUGGAGUAUGCCCAGACUGUCAUUCCGGGACGCUUUCUCAAUGCGAAUACUCUGCGAGAUCUGGUCAAGCGGCUGCCAAUCGAUCUGCCGGUUAGCGUGUCCCACGUGGAGCAAAUGCCUAACUCUAGUUAUCCAUUUGAGUUGACGCACAUGUGCCUGAUGAUUCCCGUGGCAAACGAGAUUCCAGUGCGGGACAUCUACCGCCACCUGAGCAGUGUUGGAAACGUAUGCAUUGCUUUGGUCAUUGUGUACGCCUACGGCCUGACUCUCAGCUGCCAAAGACGUCUGCAUGAGCGGGAAGUCUACCUUGUGGAUUUUCUGCUGAAUGACAGAGCUCUGCGCGGUGUCUUGGGACAGUCCUUUCAGUUGACUAACCAAGAGAGUGGCUCCACCAGCAAGUGCAUCUACCUUAUGCUGGGCAUUGUCGGCCUCAACAUCAGCUGCAUCUUUGGAGCGGCUCUGGAAACGAUGCUGGCCCAACCACCGAAGCAAUUCCAGGCCCGCAGCAUCGCUGAUGUCAGGCGCGCCCGCCUGCCUCUUGUCGUUAUGGAAGAAGAUCUGGAUUCUGUUGCGGAUCUACAGCUACCCGUUCUGACCGUCAAUGCGAGCGAGUACAUACGGCUACGGGACGAGGGGAACACCAGCUACGUCUACCUGGCCACGCGCCUACACUGGACCCUGUUCGAGAAUCAGCAGAAACACUUUUCACGAGAACUUUUCAUCUACUCCAAGGACGCCUGCCUGUGGUCGCUGGCUCUGCUGACCUUCGAGCUGCCCCAGCACUCCUGGUUUGAGGCGCCCAUCAACAAACUAAUUCUGGAGGCGAGAGCCAGCGGAAUCUAUCAAUAUUGGGUGGGAAUGCAUCACUACGACAUGUCGGUCGCUGGAGUCGCCAGCCUGCGUGAUCUCAGCUUGCAACAGAUUCAACGAGAGACUCAUGAAACUGGCAGUUCCCUGCGCCUCAUUGAUCUGCAAUGGGUUUGGCUGGCAUAUGGAGCGCUGACUCUGCUGGCCGUGCUGCUGUUUAUCCUCGAGACUGGUUGGCAGCAGCUUCAGGCGUUUGCUUUGUGUUCGGAUUUAGUUUAUUGUUGA
Drosophila guanche is the source of this 1776-nucleotide messenger RNA. RefSeq lists its product as uncharacterized. The transcript has a single exon. The record is from RefSeq and is a predicted model, not a curated record. Lineage: Eukaryota; Metazoa; Arthropoda; Insecta; Diptera; Drosophilidae. The coding region runs from base 1 to 1776 and encodes 591 amino acids.